This is a messenger RNA of Argentina anserina (silverweed cinquefoil), 1937 nucleotides long. RefSeq names its product putative laccase-9. The record is from RefSeq and is a predicted model, not a curated record. Gene Ontology annotation, molecular function: hydroquinone:oxygen oxidoreductase activity; copper ion binding. Gene Ontology annotation, biological process: lignin catabolic process. The transcript is spliced from 7 exons. Gene Ontology annotation, cellular component: apoplast. Lineage: Eukaryota; Viridiplantae; Streptophyta; Magnoliopsida; Rosales; Rosaceae. The coding region runs from base 48 to 1808 and encodes 586 amino acids.
GAAAAGCUUACCGCUAAUUCUUAUCAUCUUCAAGUUUCGGCGUGAAGAUGGCUGUGUUGCCUGGUUUUCUGGGUGUUUUGGUUCUGUCGUCUCUUGCUGUCCUUUGCAUAGUUGAAGGCAAUGUCCAUUACUACGAUUUUGUUUUGAGGGAGAAGAACUUUACAAGGUUAUGUAGCACCAAGAGCAUGCUGGUCGUGAAUGAUAUGCUACCGGGGCCGGUGAUUCGGGUGCAGAAAGGAGACACCGUCUACGUCAAUGUCCAGAAUCAAGGAGAUUAUGACCUAACUAUUCACUGGCAUGGAGUACAUCAACCAAGAAACCCAUGGUUUGACGGUCCCGAGUACAUCACACAGUGUCCUAUUGAACCUGGUACAAAUUUUACUUAUGAGGUUAUAUUUUCUGAUGAGGAAGGAACAGUCUGGUGGCACGCUCACAGUGAUUGGACACGAUCUAGUGUACAUGGUGCCAUUGUUGUUCUGCCCUUAAAUGAAACUGGCUUCCCAUUUCCAGAACCUGAUGGAGAAGAAAUUAUUGUUCUUGGAUCUUGGUAUUUAGAUGAUGUGAACGAGGUGGUCGCCGAGGCCCUGCAAGACGGUGAAGACACUCCUCGCUCUGAUUGCUACACCAUCAAUGGACAACCUGGUGAUUUCUUUGCAUGCUCGAAUGAUAGUACCCAUCGCUGGGAAGUCGAGUAUGGAAAAACCUAUAUUCUUCGCAUGGUUAAUGCAGUGAUGAAUGCAGAGCUUUACUUUGCUAUUGCUGAUCACAAUCUCACUGUUGUUGGUAUGGAUGGAUCAUAUGUCAAACCUAUUCUCACGAAUUUUACCAUGAUUGCUCCUGGACAAACCAUGGAUAUAUUGGUCACAGCCAACCAGCCUCUUGGCAGAUACUACAUGGCUGCUAGACAAUAUGACAAUGUUAGGCCAGACGUUACCGACUAUGACACGUCUAAUGUGACAGCAAUUCUCGAGUAUAAAGGCAACUACACACCCCCAGCAUUGCCAUUUUUCCCAAGCAGCCUCCCUACCUAUGAGGAUUUGUAUCCUGCAGCAAGCUUCACAAACCGUAUUAAGAGCUUGGCGAAUUCAGAGCAUCCGGUAAAUGUUCCAAAGAACAUAACUACCAGAAUGUAUAUAACGACUGAGAUGAAUAUGGUUACAUUUACCAAUGGUACCGAUGAGAGAACUGGUCUGGCUUCCAGUUUGAAUAAUGUUAGCUGGAUUAAUCCAUCAACAGAUGUGCUGCUUGCCUACUACAGGAACAUGACUGGGUUUUAUACCUCAGACUUUCCAGAUUAUCCACCUGUCUUUUUUGACUUUGUGGCCGAGGGUUUGCCAGAUAGUGUUGCUACAACUGUACAAGGUACUAGGGUCAAGGUGUUAGAGUACAAUGAAGAGGUGGAAAUAGUGUUUCAGGGUACUGAUGUAUUAGAUGCAUCAGAAGAUCAUCCAAUGCAUAUGCAUGGUUAUAGCUAUUAUGUAGUUGGAACAGGUUUUGGAAAUUUCGACAAUGAAACAGACCCAGAAUCAUACAAUUUGAUUGAUCCACCAAAGAUGAACACUGUUACAGUCCCAAAGAAAGGAUGGGUUGCUAUUAGAUUUAAAGCAAGUAAUCCUGGUGUUUGGUUUUGGCACUGUCAUUUUGAUCGACAUCUCAGUUGGGGAAUGAACACUGUGAUGAUAGUGAAAGAUGGAGGCACCCCAGAGACGAGUAUCCGGAAACCACCUGCAUACAUGCCUCCCUGUACUGAAGCACCUACCAUCAAGCAGCAACCAUUUCAUCAUAAAUCCGGCAGGCAAAGUAAAUAGAUUAUGAAUCUCAUACGACUUUUAUAAGCUAUAUUGUAGUACAUUACCUAGUAUUUGAGUCUAAAUAAGACAUACAGAGAGACCAAUGAAAUCAUAUAUUUACAUCAAUAUUGGUUUGGCCCAAUGUUU